This is a messenger RNA of Physcomitrium patens, 818 nucleotides long. Lineage: Eukaryota; Viridiplantae; Streptophyta; Bryopsida; Funariales; Funariaceae. The record is from RefSeq and is a predicted model, not a curated record.
UUGAGAGUUUAAAUGUGUUGCAAUUGAGAAAUUGUUCUUUUAUAGAAACACUUCCAAAUUUAUUUUUUAAAAUUACCACAUUAUUAGAACUUGACUUAGAAGGAUGUUCAAACUUAACUAUGCUACCAAAUGAAAUGGAGUAUAUGACUUCUUUAAAGAUACUCAAUUUACAAUAUUGUAUAAGGUUAAGAUUAUUACCAACAUCAAUAGGAAGUCUUCAUUCUUUAAAAGUUCUUAAUGUUAAAAAUUGCCAAAGCUUGAUAUCAUUGCCAAAUGAAUUAGGCAACCUUAUAUCUUUGACUACCUUAAAUAUUAGUUGGUGCUCAAGCUUGACAUCAUUGCCAAAUGAAUUGGACAACGGGGGGUGCUCAAGCUUGACAUCAUUGCCAAAUGAAUUGGGCAACCUCACAUCUUUGACUACCUUAAAUAUAAGGAGGUGCUCAAGCUUGACAUCAUUGCCAAAUGAAUUGGGCAACCUCACAUAUUUGACUACCUUAAAAAUAGAGGAGUGUUCAAGCUUGACAUCAUUGCCAAAUGAAUUGGGCAACCUCACAUCUUUGAUUACCUUAAAUAUAGAAAGGUGGUCAAGCUUGACAUCAUUGCCAAAUGAAUUGGGCAACCUCACAUCUUUGACUACCUUAAAUAUGGAGGAGUGCUCAAGCUUGACAUCAUUGCCAAAUGAAUUGGGCAACCUCACAUCUUUGACUACCUUAAAAAUGGAGGGCCUUCUUGCUCUCAUGUCCCUUCUGCUCAUCACCGUCGUUGGAACUCCCGACAGCAGCUUAGGCCACAAGCAUCAGCACCACUUCCACACCUAG